AUGCCCGGACCUUCGUCGUCGCCAACGGUUGCUGUCAUCAACUCCGACUCCGACAUAAUGUCGACGACGACGUCCCGCUGGGCGUCGUCUUUGCCUGACGAUCUGGUUCGUCAGAUAGCGUCGCUCCUACUGGCCGGCGACCUGCAGGACUACGUCCGCUUCCGUGCCGUCUGCGCCUCCUGGCGAUUCGGCACGGCGUCCCCGCGCGGCCGCGGCGUCGUCGACCCACGCUUCCAUCCGCGGCGGUGGAUGAUGCUGCCGGAGGGCGGGGGCCUCCACCCUGGCCACCCCAAGCUGCACGGCUACGUGCGCUUCUUCAACCUCGACACGGGCGCCUUCGUCCGCGUCCACAUCCCGCUGUUCCAGGACCACUGCGUGCUCGACUCCAUGGACGGCCUCCUCGUCCUGCAGCGAGACCACGACACCGCGGUCCGUGUCCUCCAUCCUUUCACCGGCGACAUUGUCGAUCUCCCGCCGCUCUCCACCAUCCCCCCGCAGGUUCAAGAGCUCGUUGUUGGAUGUCCCAAGCAAAAAAAGCUGCCGAUCAUUAGACGUAUCUCUGCUGCUGCUACCUUCGCUGAUGAUGGUGUCGUCACUGUCAUGCUUGCAAUGACGAACCUGUAUCGUGUGGCCUUUGCAACUUCACAGGACCGGCAGUGGACUGUGCCAACGUGGUGGCACGGGAUUUCUCAACCAUUAUUAUCAUCUCAAGGCAAGAUCUAUGUGGCGUGUGAGAAGACGGAUAAUAAGACAGCUAAACAGUGCGACUCAGAGGUACUGGUAAUAGGCCACACUGAUGUUUUUCGGUCCAGAAUGGUAGUUUAUAAGCUCGCAGAUCUCAUCAUGGAAAUGUAUAUUCCCCUGAUUAGCAUAGGGGACAAGGCUAUUUUCAUUAAGGAGAGGGCUCUUAGUGUCUCCGCCAAGGCAUUACCUACCGUUACGGGCGACACCAUCGCGGCGAUAUGCCUGGACCUUCGUCGUCGCCAACAGCAGCUGUCAUCAACGUACUCCGACGUCUCCACGACGACGUCACUCUGGGCGUCGUCUUUGCCUGACGAUUUGGUUCGUCAGAUAGCGUCGCUCCUACUGGACUACGUCCGCUUCCGUGCCGUCUGCGCCUCCUGGCGAUCGGGCACGACGUCCCCGCGCGGCCGCGGCGUGGUCGACCCACGCUUCCAUCCGCGGCGGUGGAUGAUGCUGCCGGAGGGCGGGGGCCUCCACCCUGGCCACCCCAAGCUGCACGGCUACGUGCGCUUCUUCAACCUCGACACUGGCCAAAGCUGA
Molecule: messenger RNA, 1284 nt
Organism: Sorghum bicolor (sorghum)
Lineage: Eukaryota; Viridiplantae; Streptophyta; Magnoliopsida; Poales; Poaceae
Exons: 3
Coding region: 1-1284 (427 amino acids)
Molecular function (GO): protein binding
Source: RefSeq, a predicted model, not a curated record